ACCUUGGCAGUGGCGUGAAAAUCCCUCCCGGCGGGACGAAUCAAGAGCAUCUCCCCUGUCCUCCCUCUGCUCCUUCAACCUUCGCUCUUUGUCUUUGUUUCGCUUCACCCUUCCUCCGGUAGCUCUCACUGCACUGGCCGCAGACUUCCUUUAGGUCAGCCCAGCUGCGCCUGCAACACAACUUGCAGCCAAGUCGCACACGCUGUUGUGCCACUGAGGCUGCCCCGGAGGACAGAAAUGCCAGCCAGAGGGUGAUGGCCCGCUCAGCUGGCAAUCCAAGCCUCCAGGAAUGCCAGGAAAGCCUCUCCAGGGGAUCAGAGAUGGAGUUGCAAAUUCUGUAUCUGCAAACUAAGGUGGAAGGAGGUGGAGAAAAAGAGGAAGACCACACGUUCCUCAUUGGCCCAGAGUUGGCGUACAGCAGCAGCACCCUUUUCCCUACUGGGAAUAAAGUGCAUCCAUUAAUAUACACUUCGAUGUAUAUGUCCUGAUGGUUUUUGUAUCCUCCCAGCUAGUCCAUCCCCAUAACACUGUGGCUUUUUUGUACCUGCCAGCUACUUGGCAGCCCCACCAGACACCACUGGGUGCAGGGCACUGCUGCCAUGAAGGACUUGGUUAAGCGCGUGGUGCUAAAGACCCACCCGUGUCAGGAAUGUGGCAAAUCCUUCAGCAAGAAGGGAAACCUGAAGAGACACCAGCGGAUCCACACGGCGGAGGAGCUCUUCACUUGUGGGGAGUGUGGAAGGCGCUUCACCACCCGGGGCCACCUCACAACCCACCAGAGCAUCCACACAGGAGAGAGGCCCUUCUGCUGUGGGGACUGUGGCCGUUGCUUCCGCCUGGAGAUAUGCCUGGCCGCCCACCAGAAGACACACACUAAGGGUGGUCCCUACCUCUGUGCUCGCUGCGGCAAGAGCCUGAGCACAAAAAUCUACUUCAACAUCCACAUGCGUACCCACACAGAGAAGAGGCCAUUUGCCUGCACCGAGUGUGGGAAGAGCUUUGUGAAGAAGGGGACCCUCACUGCCCACAAGGAGAUCCACAAGCGAGAGAAGCCCUUCAAGUGCCCUGACUGCAGUAGAUGCUUUGGGCAAAGUGCCACACUGCUGGCCCACCAGAAGAUACACCUCCGCGGGGGGCCUUUCAUUUGUACGGAGUGUGGGAAGAGCUUGAGCACCAAGCGGUAUUUCAGCGUGCACCAGAGGAACCACACUAAGCAAAAGCUGCUUGAGGGACACAUAAAUGGUGUGUCUCUCCAGGUCAUCCAGAUUAAAGAGGAGUCUGAUUUUGCCUUCAGAUCAGAGGAGAAUUCGUGGGAGAAUAUAUCCCAUGAAGGAUAUGUAGCCCAGGAGUGUGGCAUACCUAGAAACCUGUGUAACCCAAAAAGCCCUCCUUGGAAAAUCCAGAUGAAGGAGGAAGCGGACCCACCCACUGAUGACACAGCAAACAUUACUGCAAUAGCUUGCCAGAAACUUUACAUCAAGGAAGAGCCACCAGAAACCCCAGACUAUGGAAAGCUCUUUGAUCCAAAGAUCCCACUGAUGGCUUUACAGGGGAGACAGCUUAAAAAGGAAGAGGAUGCUGAUGGGCAGCGUGAAUGGGAAGUCCCCGUAGCCUGUACCCGGGUGCUCCAUGUGCAGGAAGAACCACAGGAAAGCACUGAGUUUGGGAUGUACUAUGGGCAGAAACACAACCUCUGUGCUAUCCAGAGGAUCCAAAUCAAAGAGGAACCUGGUGUAGAGGCCAGCCACCAGGAAAGCCAGAGCCUAAGGAGGAAGGAGAAGAAAUGCUAUCAGCCCACCAAAGAGGGAAUGCUGGAGAACCGUGAGAAACCCAUAUCCAAGAAAGAUCCCUCAGCAAAAGGAGCUCCCAAGGGUGAACAGAUAUUCCCCUGUCCCGAGUGCGGAAAGAGUUUCAAUCAGAAAUCAAACCUUACCAGGCACAAGAAGAUUCACACAAGCGAGGGGCCGUACAAGUGCAGCGAGUGCGGGGAGAGCUUCCGCAUGAACCGCAAGCUGAUCCGCCACCAGCGAGUCCACAUGAGCGAGCCCUUCAAAUGCACUGAGUGUGGGAAGAGCUUCACCCAGCGAUCAAAUCUGGUUCGGCAUCAGAGGAUUCACACCAAGGAGGAGCCCUACCAGUGCCCGGAGUGCGAGAAGACCUUCAACCAGAAGGCCAACCUUUUCCGGCACCAAACAAUCCACAUCCGCAUGGGACCUUGCAAGUGCACCAAGUGUGGGAAGUGCUUCCCUCAGAAGCGGCAUCUUAUUAAACACCAGCUGCUCCAUUCCCGAGGUGGAGCCUAUAAGUGUGGGGUCUGUGGGAAGCGCUACCGGCUGAAAAAGUAUCUGAGGAGACACCAGAAAAUCCAUGCGCGGGAAGGAACUGCUCCCUGCAUGAAACAGGGGGAGGCCACAAGGACUGGUGGUGGACACCACCACACUGAGCAGACAUCUCCGGCCCCCACAAAGAGUGAAGAGGAGAGCUGAGCAGGCCUGGUGCCUGCUCCUGGGACAAAAUCCUUAGGGAAAGGGGAGGGAUGGGGAGAAACUACCAGCCUUAUGUGUGCAGUAUCUGGGGGUGGGGAGGUCAACCCGUGGGGACAGUGAGGUGGAGGGGGCAGAGCACUGCUGGAAACUGGUCCUCUGCUGCUGUUUUUGGAGUAUUACACUCAGGGUGUCACCUGCUCACAGCUGUGAGAUGGGGAUGGAGAGCCAAGCCCCCUCAGAGCACGUGGAGAUGGAGGGUAAGAGUUGGCAUCCUUUGUAAUGGUAUGCUGGUGCCUCUACAGCCUGCCAAAGUUGAGGAUGCCAAAAUUGUCUUGUGUGGGCAAUAUAUAGCCAGGAGGACCAGGCAGGAUUUAUUUUCAUGACAUUACUGUGUUUCUGAGAAAGCCGAAGGGAACCUCUCCCAUCCAGGCAAGGGUUUAAAGCAAGGGCCAACUCUCUUCUUCUCCCUCAUGUAGCUCUGAUCCACACCUUGAUCCUACUGGGCUGAUAGACCCUAGCCAAGUGGAUGGUACAGAUUUGAGAGAAUCUGCUGCCAGCCAGAUGAGAGUUUCACACCUUGAAUCCCUCAGACCAGGCUCACAGAUAGGCUUAAGCCAGGUCCCUAAAAAUAAGUCACGCAAAAUCAGUGACUGCUUUUCCAAAAAAACUCAGAGGCCAGCAGAUUGUAUUCUGCUUUGUGCCCCCACAGCCCCACUGUGGGGAUGUAAAUGAGAAUGGCUUUUCUUAGCACCGAGCUUUACAUCUAUAAUGAGCAGGUAGUUUUGGCACCACAAGUCCCAGAGGCAUCAGUGAUUUCAUCAGCUCAAGCGACACUGGUGCUGGUUCUCAGCCACCUGCUUCCCUACUUGUUACUGUGAAGCUUUUGCUAGGAUGUUGACUUUAUUGGGCAUGAUCUAGGGAAUUCAAACCAAGCAGCAGGAAUAGAUGAAACAGUCUUCAGACUUUAUGGACUAGAGAACUGGAAACUAUUUCCCUGUUUGGAUCUUUCCCCUUCUUCUCCCUGGUGUAAAGGAGAUUGUGCAGCCACUCAAAAGCAUGGAUAAUUCAGCAGUCUUUAUUGCUCGCUGCUGAUGAUUUUGUUUGAGUGUUCCCUAUUCAGGUGGAUCUUUGUGUCUUGAAAGUCCCUGGCGAAGCGGAGAUGUGGAGGGAAUCCACAGUCCCCUGAGCCACUCCCUGAUAUUUCUCCACAGUACUGCUACAUGACCACCUGGGCACUGCAGAACAGAUGCAUAUUAGAGUUCAUUGUGUUGCUGUUUAGAGUCUAAGAGGCAAGUGGAAAAAUGUUCCAUGGUGAACUAGUAGCUCUGCCUCUCUGGUUUUGUGCAGGAAAAGAAGCCCCCUCCCUGAUGCUGCACUCUCCAAACUAUCCAGCUGCAACAAGGUCUUUUACCAUCACAUACCAACACACUCUUCAUGCCAGUCCCUCUGCUGCCUUCUCCUAGUCUUGCCUCAUCCAGGGCCUGCUCUCUCUUCUCUUGCCUCUUCCUCAGCUGCUCUCUCUUCUUUGGCUCCCAACCACUUAACAGAACCAGCCACAGCUGCACCUUAUCAACAUCGGCCAACCCACCACCCCUGAACCCAGCCCACAGUUGUAUAUUAUCCAUGCUAAUUAACCCAGCUUCAUUCCUCUAUACCUCCCCACCCACAAGGCACACAGCACUUCCUUCUCCCAGGAUGUGUUGCAGGUGGCAUCCUCUUGGAGGCAUCUGAAAGUCACGCAGCAUGACUUUGGGCAACUACCUGCUGCAACGCUGCUGGUUGUCUGCACUGCAUACUCUGGAGCAGCUGCCUCUCUAGGCAGGGAAACUGAGGCAUGGAGAGAAGGAAAGGAACAGGACAAACUGCUCUGGAGCUUUGUCUUUACCAGCUAUGUGGACACCAUUGUGUUGAGGUGCUUUGUUGUGGUGACUCAAGCACAACGCUGAGUGCAGCUGCCAAGCCCCAAAAGCACAGAGUAAUUUUGGUGUUUAGAUUCCCUCAGCCUUUGAUAUAGUCAGGCCCAGGACAUGAUUUCAAACAGCCAGGCAGGCUGUGACAACCUCUAAAGGAGCUUAUCCCUUCCCCUCACCUGUAGACCACAGCCAGACUGGUUGGUAUGAAGCUGUCCCUCAGAUCCCUCUGACCUGGCAGAGGUUUGUUUCUGGGACAGAAAAGGCAGGCGCAGAGCUUGGGAUGUUCCAGGGGCACCUAAGGGACAUCUUUGUUAGAAAAAUGGAUCUGAGCCGUGUGGUGAGUAGAUGCUUCACUGUAGGACUGGAAAACUAUGUUCCUGGGGAAGAAUAUGGCUGAGCCAAGCUAGCAAAGCAAACCAGCCUCUGUUAGGCUUGCUGAGGGGCAGAGGUCCAGCAGAGCCCUCUCAGUGAGGAGAAAAUAAUCACCAGAUGGCUGGCGUUUAUUUCCUUUUCAUUAGCCUAGCAUAAGGCCAUAGAGAUUUUUACCAGCAAGAGGAUCUGGUGUGGGAGGGUUGCCAGUUGUGGUGUGUCCCUGCACACGAAGAGGGCAAUGAGCCAAUGUCAGGACCUUUCCCACAUGUCACUGGAUCUUCUACCACUGGCUAUGGCCAGUGUGGUGUCCCAGCCUCUGGGGAAAGUCAUGGCUGAUAGUUUGUGAUAUCUCCUCAAUAAA
Molecule: messenger RNA, 5132 nt
Organism: Falco peregrinus (peregrine falcon)
Lineage: Eukaryota; Metazoa; Chordata; Aves; Falconiformes; Falconidae
Product: zinc finger protein 260-like
Exons: 2
Coding region: 600-2486 (628 amino acids)
Source: RefSeq, a predicted model, not a curated record